CACACACACAGGCACUGGCUCGCAGUAAUGGGAGGAAGUCGUAUUGUGAGCCAUGGAGCCUGUCGUUUCACUGGGGGGAGGAUUUUUAGUAAAGGAGCAGCCUCUCCACAAAUUGGUGUAACAAGCCAGACAGAGGCUGGCGCAAACUUGCCACUGAACAUCACAGCCAACUCUUGAUUGUGUAAUUGAGGAACAGCUCAUAACGUCAUGAAUAUUUUCCUUUUGCAUGACUAACUUCAGGGGGAAACCAGUGUUGCUGAGUGCUGCUUGCUCCAGCGCUGCCUGCUCACAAGACACACAGCGUCCAGCUGUUCAGUAAGGAUCCUUCUUCUGUGUGGGUGCUCAGUCCUUGGGAGAAGAGGGCAUUGAAGGUAAGAAUGGAAGGAUCCCAGCACAAUGGUUCCUCCCCUCGUAUCUUUGAUAUACCAGCCAAAAUAAUGGAUGACUUCUGUCGCUGUAUGGACUGUCUGAGUGACUGGGAAUGGAUGCGCUUUGCAUCUUCUGUGAUCGAUGACCAAACGGUUCUGCGGAGAAUCCGAUCGUAUGAGAAGACAGGGGUGAGUGUAACCCGGGAGCUUAUGUGGUCUUGGGGACAAAAACUGCCGACUCUGCAGAAACUGGUUGAACGCCUCCAGAAGCUGGAAAUGUACAGAGCCUUGGGGAUUCUACAGCAAUGGUCUCCACUGUCAGUAAUAGCCUCUAAAGUACCAGAGAGAAGAAAAGCUGAAAAGGAGUCUGAUUUGAAGACAGAUAAUAAGCUGCCAGAACUUACAUAUACUUCACCAUUAGAACUUCCCACUCCCCCACUGCCUGCCCCACCUCCUCCUCCAUCAGAUCUGUUGCACUCACUGUCCAUCCAAUCAGAAUGUAGUCUGACAUGCCAUUCUCCUGAGGAGGUUCUUAGUAUCCCGCAGCAAGAGAAAAGUUCCUUUUCAAAAGGGUUGUGUAAAAUAUGGACGCAGAAGGACGUGGAGGAUGCCACUGACUGUUUCUGCAGCAGCAAAAUCAUACACGAAGGAGAAUUUGCCGACGUUUACAUGGGACACAAACAAGACAAACUAUAUGCAAUAAAAAGGCUUAAAAAGGUACAGGAUGAAGAGCAAAAAAGGAUGUCUUCAUUUUUCCACACAGAGGCUCAAAUCAGUUUCCGGUGCUGUCAUGCAAAUAUUCUGCCGUUGCUUGGUUUCUGUGUAGAGGGUGAUUGUUCCUGCCUUAUAAACCAGUUCAUCAGGAAUGGAUCUUUAGAUCUGGCAUUACAACAGAGUGGGAAUCAUAUCCUGAACUGGGAAAGAAGGCUGAAGAUCGCUUUGGGAUUCCUAAAAGCCAUUCGGCACUUGCACAGUAAUGAUAUACUUCACGGAAACAUUAAGAGUUCCAACAUCUUUUUAGAUGAAAAUUCAUUUCCAAAACUGGGUCAUUCUGGGCUUCGGUUCUGUCCGGAUAAACAGGCAGGUUACACGAAAGCAAAGAGCAAAGACCUGCAAGUCCACCAGCCGUAUCUGCCUGACAGUUUCUUUCGGCAUGGCCAGCUGACUGUACAAACGGAUAUCUUUUCUUGCGGUGUUGUUCUAGCUGAAAUACUGACAGGUCAGAAAGCUUGUGACAAAUCCAGGAAUCCUGUAUACUUGAAAGAUUUAUUUCUAGAAGAAUUGGAGAGAGCAAAAGAAUAUUUGGAUUCGGAUGGGAAACAGGCAGAUCACGAGUCUCCAGAGAGUCUUUGUUCACAUCAAAUUAGCCGUAAAUAUAUUGAUUCCAGAGCUGGGUUUCUGUCAAAUAACGCUGCCUUCCAACUGAGUCUCGCAGCCUGUUUAUGUCUAACAAAGAAAAGGCCUCUGUUACAAGAGAUUUACACAUGGGUGGAAAAAGCUGACCAGUGCUCCAGAGAUUCCCAGAAUCUGUCCUUAAAUGUCCCAGAGGAAAGUGAUUUUGAUGAUUCCUUAUCUCUUGAGCCUAUGGAAGGGGCCAUAUCCAAGAUGCCGUGUACUUCAACACAAGGGUCUUGGUCUAUGGAUGACCACAACCAAAGGAACCACUAUCCCAAAACAGAAAAUAGAGAUGUUGAUAGAACCCCAUGUGAAUCUGAUGACUCUACACUGUAUGUAUUGCCGACUCAGAGAAGCAGGCAUCUUGUUGGAGCAGCAUCAGCUAUAUGUGACCAUCAGCCCACUCAAUCAGACGCUUUGGAGCAGACUGAAGCUGUCCAUGGAAAUGUACAGUUCUCAUGGCAGAAAAGCAGAGAAUAUUCUGACCAGUCUGCAGAUAGUAGUUCACCAUCUUGGGGGAUAAUAGUGAAUAAAGAGAAAGAGAAGCUCCUGCAAAACUUCGACCUUUACCGGGAUAACAAGUUGGACAGUGGCUCCCUUUUUGAUUCCAUUUGAUAUUGGCCAAACAAACUGUCCAAGAAACUCCCAUAUCUGGACUUCACACCAAAUGCUACCUCUAUAUAAGAACCACUAAUAUCUCUGGCUUUUCCCUACACUCGGUGGAAAAUGAAAGCAACAGAAGGGAAACCCCAAACAGAAGAACUGAUCCAAGCUUCUAGAUAUUGCCUUUCACUAUGAAACACAUUUUAUAACAUCUAUUACACAAACUGACUUAGAGACUGCACUUUUUGAAUUUCUACAGUGCCAAAACCUGUUAUCAGUGUAAAUAAUUUCUAAGAAUAAAGGAAGUGUAAUUACAUAAUAAAGUUUUAUACAUGAA
Molecule: messenger RNA, 2703 nt
Organism: Xenopus tropicalis (tropical clawed frog)
Lineage: Eukaryota; Metazoa; Chordata; Amphibia; Anura; Pipidae
Source: RefSeq, a predicted model, not a curated record